This is a messenger RNA of Chinchilla lanigera (long-tailed chinchilla), 1220 nucleotides long. It is a transcript of the gene Zfand3, whose product is annotated as zinc finger, AN1-type domain 3. NCBI's taxonomy places the organism in Eukaryota, Metazoa, Chordata, Mammalia, Rodentia, Chinchillidae. The record is from RefSeq and is a predicted model, not a curated record. Gene Ontology annotation, molecular function: DNA binding; zinc ion binding.
GUCCAGCAAGACUAUGAAUCUCUGUUCCAAAUGCUUUGCUGAUUUUCAAAAGAAACAACCCGACGAUGAUUCCACUCCAAGUACAAGUAACAGCCAAUCAGAUUUGUUUUCCGAAGAGACCACCAGUGACAACAACAAUACCUCGAUAACCACGCCAACUCUAAGUCCCAGCCAGCAGCCGCUUCCGACAGAACUGAAUGUAACUUCACCAAGUAAAGAGGAAUGUGGGCCAUGCACAGACACAGCUCAUGUCUCGUUAGUCACACCAACCAAAAGGUCCUGUGGUACAGAUUCACAGUCUGAGAACGAGGCUUCACCAGUGAAACGGCCACGACUACUGGAGAGUGCCGAGCGGUCUGAGGAAACCAGCCGGUCUAAACAGAAGAGCCGACGUCGGUGCUUCCAGUGCCAAACCAAGCUGGAGCUGGUGCAGCAGGAACUGGGGUCGUGUCGCUGUGGUUACGUGUUCUGUAUGUUACACCGCCUCCCCGAGCAGCAUGACUGUACAUUCGACCACAUGGGCCGCGGCCGAGAGGAAGCCAUCAUGAAAAUGGUGAAACUGGACCGGAAAGUGGGGCGCUCCUGCCAGCGCAUCGGGGAGGGGUGCUCCUGAAGGCCAGGCACGGCCAUCACAUGACGCUGUUCUUAGUUCACUAAUGUUAGCCUUAUUUAGGACAAAGUCAGCCAGACACCUUGUACUGGGCACGCGUCAGACUACAGCCAGUCCGUUUCCUUUCUUUAGCCAGCCAUCCUGGUACUGUAGUUUAGGGGUUGAUGGUGGUUGAAAUUGAUUUCUGGCUGGUUACUAAGGUGCCUGCUAGCCAUUGUAUAAAAUUAAAACAUGAAGAAUAUUUUUUUUGAGCAUGGCUAGUGGAUUUAAAACAACACAUACCUGUCACUGCUGGAGUCAACCUUACAAAAAGCCUUAAGCGGAAAGCGUUCCAGACGGAGACUCUUGAGUUAAUAGAGCAGUAGAAGCUGGGGUUAAAGUUUCCACGACGCACAUGGCUUUGCCAGAAACUCUAAUGUUUGGCCUUUCACCUCUUCACUUACCCUUAGUCCCAGUAGCCAGGAUACCUGAUGGCCACGCGUGCCUUGGCCACUGGGAGGCUGCUGACCGUGGCCAUGUGGCUGGGCUGGGUGGCGGCCUUGCUCUCCACAGAGCUGGGAAUGGGGGGUGGGCAGAUUCUUACGGAAAUUUUUUUUACCUGACUUGCUAU